Messenger RNA from Leptopilina heterotoma, 2612 nucleotides. It is a transcript of the gene mEFG1, whose product is annotated as elongation factor G, mitochondrial. Gene Ontology annotation, molecular function: translation elongation factor activity; GTPase activity; GTP binding. Bases 125 to 2365 code for a protein of 746 amino acids. Gene Ontology annotation, cellular component: mitochondrion. NCBI's taxonomy places the organism in Eukaryota, Metazoa, Arthropoda, Insecta, Hymenoptera, Figitidae. Gene Ontology annotation, biological process: mitochondrial translational elongation. The transcript is spliced from 9 exons. The record is from RefSeq and is a predicted model, not a curated record.
AAUGCCACCAGAGGGCCGAAAUUUUGUGUUCUGCUUUGGUUGCAUGGCGUGUGUCACCGGAGUAAUUAAUUUAUUUAUGUAAAUAUUAAACAAUUAGUUUAUUAAUCAAUCAAAAGUUACCAUCAUGACGUUUAUAACGGCUAUUCGACAUUAUGUCAAUCCUAGAAGAUUGUCAAAAUUGCAUCCUUGCGUUUUUCAGAACAAUGUUCGUUACAUGGCAUCGCACGACAAAUUCGCAGAACACAAAGCAAUAGAAAACAUACGAAAUAUUGGUAUAUCAGCUCACAUUGAUUCCGGUAAAACAACUCUUACUGAAAGAAUUCUAUUUUAUACGGGAAGAAUUGCCGAGAUGCACGAGGUGCGUGGUAGAGAUAAUGUAGGAGCAGUAAUGGACAGUAUGGAAUUGGAGAGACAACGAGGAAUAACCAUUCAAUCGGCGGCAACUUAUACAAUUUGGAAGGAUCACAAUAUUAAUAUAAUCGACACGCCAGGACACGUUGAUUUCACAGUCGAGGUGGAAAGAGCUCUACGUGUUUUGGAUGGAGCAAUUCUCGUUCUUUGCGCCGUUGGAGGUGUUCAAUCACAAACACUGACUGUCAAUCGUCAAUUGAAAAGAUAUGACGUUCCAUUUAUGGCAUUUAUCAAUAAACUGGAUCGAAUGGGUGGAAAUGCUUAUAGAGUUCUCGAGCAAAUGAGAACGAAAAUGCAGCACAAUGCAGCUUUUAUUCAGUUGCCAAUAGGAAAGGAAAGUGAAACUCAAGGUAUUAUUGACUUGAUUCAUCAGAAAGCGCUCUAUUUCGAUGGAGAUUAUGGAGAGACUAUUAGACAGGACGAAGUUCCACAAAAUAUGAGAGCAGAGGUCGUCGAUAGAAGGCAGGAAUUAAUUGAACACUUGACGAAUGUUGACGAAACACUGGGCGAUAUGUUCAUUAAUGAAACGCCCAUGACCGAAAAGGACAUAAUGGCUGCAAUUCGACGAACUUGUAUAAAACGAACAUUUGUACCAGUUCUGGUUGGCACGGCAUUGAAGAACAAAGGGGUACAACCACUUUUGGACGCCGCUCUUGAUUAUUUACCAAAUCCUGGUGAAGUUUCAAAUUUUGCAAUUAAGGAAACAGAAGGAAAAGAACCAACAAAGAUCCUGAUGAAUCCGGCACGAAAUGAUGCAAAUCCUUUCAUCGGUUUGGCUUUCAAGUUGGAACUCGGCAAGUUCGGUCAAUUGACGUACUUCCGAUGCUACCAGGGAGUUUUGAAGAAAGGAGACAAUAUUAUUAAUACAAGAACAAACAAAAAGGUUCGUAUCGUGCGAUUGGUUCGUCUUCAUUCAAAUCAAAUGGAAGAUGUGACUGAAGUUUACGCUGGCGAUAUUUUCGCUUUGUUUGGAGUUGAUUGUGCUUCGGGUGAUACUUUCGUUAAUAAUUCAAAAUUACAACUUUCUAUGGAGUCAAUCUACGUACCGGACGCUGUCAUCUCCAUGUCCAUUCAUCCGAAAAAUUCAAAGGAUCGUGAUAAUUUUGCUAAAGCUAUUGCCAGAUUUACCAAAGAAGAUCCUACGUUACGUUUCACUUAUGACACUGACAAUAAAGAAAGUUUAAUAUCCGGAAUGGGAGAAUUGCAUUUGGAAAUAUACGCCCAACGAAUGGAACGUGAAUACAAUUGUCCGGUGACACUUGGUAAACCGAAAGUCGCCUUUCGUGAGACAUUACUUUCUCCUUGUGAAUUUGAUUAUUUACAUAAAAAGCAGAGCGGAGGAGCUGGACAAUUCGGUCGGGUUAUUGGUGUUAUGGAGCCUCUUCCACCUAAUAAAAAUACGGUUCUUGAGUUCCGUGAUGAGACAGUUGGAACAAAUGUACCAAAACAAUUUGUGCCUGGUGUAAAGAGAGGAUAUUUGAACGUCUGUGAGAAGGGAAUCCUCAGUGGCAAUCGAGUAGCUGGAGUUAUGUUUCGACUUCAGGAUGGUGCGAAUCAUUGCGUCGAUUCAUCCGAAUUGGCCUUCUACCACGCAGGUCAAGGUGCUGUAAGGGAUGUCUUUGAUAACGGGACAUGGAUAAUUUUGGAACCUAUUAUGUUAGUAGAAAUCACAAGUCCAGAUGAAUUCCAGGGAACCAUCAUGGGUAUGAUUAACAAGAAAAAAGGUUUAAUUUUGGGAAGUGAUGGAAGUGAAAACUGGUUCACAAUGAGAGCGGAAGUUCCACUAAAUGAAAUGUUUGGAUUCGCUGGUGAAUUGCGGUCGAUGACACAAGGCAAAGGAGAAUUUUCUAUGGAAUAUUCGAGAUAUUCCCCGUGUUUGCCUGAAAUACAAGAAAAACUCAUCAAAGAAUAUCAGGAUUUAAUGAAUCCUCAACAGCAAAAGAAAAAGAAUUAAUGUGAGAUGUGAGUAAUUGUUUAUUAGUAAACAGGCUUCGGAUUGUUCGAUUUUUUCGAUUCUUACGACUAUUCUCAAAAAAAGGCGACUUCUUCGACUUUUCUUCUGAAUAUUGCAAACAAAAUACCAUUUUUUGGUGUAAAAUACAAAUUAUGUAUUUCGAUUUUUUUUGGUAAAAAAUAACUAGUCAAAUAUUCAAUUUAUUUUCAAUUAAUUUUUCCAAAAUAAUUAAUUUUUCGAAAUAUGG